UCAAUUUGGCAGUUCUUUACAUCGUGUGCGAUUUCCGGCUAUAUGAAUUUUUUCAAUUAAAACCCGAAAAUAAAUUAUUAAACUGCAGAAAACCAUCGCAACAUGAAAAUCCUUGUUAACAAAUCGAAUCCACCACUUGGUGGUCUGCUUGCUGCAGAGCUUUAUAGGUCGUUGGUAAAGAAUGUAGAGAUCGUAUGGAGUGGAGAAUCCUCGGUUGCACUGCCAAACUCGAAGAAAUCGGUGCCAUAUGGAACUAGCAAUGACUUAAUAAGAAUACUUGAAAAUGCCUUCAAUAAAAUGGAUGGGCCACUCCAGAGGCUCACUAUGAAUCAUUGGUUGUCCUUUAGCCUUAUUCUGGAAGAGGAUCUUCAAAAAUCAUUGGAAUAUUUAGACAAAAUUCUUGGUCCAUUGACUUAUUUAGUGGGAGAAUCCUUGUCAGUUUCUGAUUUAGCUGUGUUCAGUGUUUUAUAUGCAUCAACCAAGUACAAGGAAAUACUUGAAUCACAUUCACUAAACAAUGUUCAGCGAUGGUUCAAACUUGUGGAAGCCCAUGAUGCAGUUUCUAAAGCAUUAAAGGAACUGCCUAAUGAUGUUCUUGACAACCUUUCCAAGGCUUCUCAAAGGAGAUCUCCAGUUGCCAAAGAUGUUGUAUCUGGUAGGCUACAGGAAGGCAAGUUCAUUGACCUGCCCCACGCUGAAAUGGGCAAAGUAGUUGUGCGUUUCCCACCUGAGGCAUCAGGAUACCUUCACAUUGGGCAUGCUAAAGCGGCUUUGCUCAAUCAGUACUAUCAACAAGCAUUUGAAGGAAAACUUAUUAUGAGAUUUGAUGACACCAACCCUGCUAAGGAGAAUGCUGAUUUUGAAAAAGUGAUCCUGGAAGAUGUAGAGAUGUUAGAGAUCAAGCCGGAUAUAUUCACACAUACGUCUCAGUACUUUGACCUGAUGCAAAACUUGUGUGAGAAGCUUAUUAAGGAGGGCAAAGCAUUUGUCGACGAUACACCUCCAGAACAGAUGAAGAACGAGCGAGAACAGAAGAUUGAGAGCAAGAAUAGGAGCAAUUCUGUGGAGAAGAACCUACAGCUAUGGGAAGAGAUGAAGAAAGGUAGUGAAGUGGGAGUACGUAACUGUGUGCGGGCCAAGAUUGAUAUGCAGUCGACAAACGGCUGUUUGCGAGACCCCACCAUAUACCGCUGCAAACCAGAGCCACAUCCCCGCACUGGCACUAGCUACAAAGUGUAUCCAACAUACGACUUCGCGUGUCCGAUCGUGGAUUCCAUAGAGGGAGUGACGCAUGUGCUGCGAACUAUGGAGUAUCACGACCGCGACCCGCAGUUCUACUGGUUCAUCGACGCUCUCGGCCUUAGGAAACCGUACAUUUGGGAAUACAGCAGAUUGAGCAUGACGAACACUGUGUUGUCCAAGAGAAAGUUGACGUGGUUUGUUGAACAAGGACUAGUUGAUGGAUGGGACGACCCUCGAAUGCCGACCGUCCGCGGUGUGUUGCGGCGCGGCAUGACGGUGGAGGGGCUGCGCCAGUUCAUCCAGGCGCAGGGCUCGAGCCGCUCCGUCGUCUUCAUGGAGUGGGACAAGAUAUGGGCCAUCAACAAGAAGGUGAUAGACCCAAUAGCACCUCGAUACACGGCCCUAGAAACUAGUCCAGUGCGAGUAAACCUCAAGGGCGUACAGUCAGACACCAGUUUAAAGGUCCCGUUACACCCCAAAAACCCUGACGUCGGAACCAAAACGAUAUGGGUAUCAAAAACCCUACUCAUAGAUCAGCCAGAUGCGAAGGCUCUUAAAGAGGGAGAAAAUGCAACGUUCAUUAAUUAUGGGAAUGUUAUGAUUGACAAGAUUCACAAAGCUUCGGACGGAACGGUCACAAGUAUAGAUGCUACACCAAACCUUGAAAACAAGGACUUUAAGAAAACUAUCAAACUAACAUGGCUCGCUGAAACACCACAGUCGCCCACAGUGGAAACCUACUGUGUAUACUUCGAUCAUAUCAUAUCCAAACCACUGCUGGCCAAAGACGAGGACUUUAAACAGUAUAUUGGACAUCAGACGAGAUGGGAGGUCCCCAUGUUGGGCGAGUCCGCUCUAAGCGCGGUGAAGGUGGGCGACAUCCUCGAGCUGCAGCGGCGAGGCUUCUUCCGCGUGGACGUAGCGCCCGCGCCGCCCUCGCCGCACACCGGCCGCGCCACGCCGCUCAUACUGUUCCACGUGCCCGACGGACGCACGAAGGAAAAGUCAAAACCAGUUCAAUCGACGCUAGCCAAGGACAUAGUGGUCGCGCCUCCGACCGUUAGCGACUCGACCAAGCUAAAUGACGAAAUUGUCAAACAGGGUGACUUAGUUCGGUCACUCAAGUCCGCCAAGGCUGAAAAGGCCAAGGUGGAUAUAGCAGUCAAACAGCUGUUGGAACUCAAAGCCAAGUAUAAAGCAGAGACGGGCCAGGACUGGAAACCAGGCGCUGCUGCUCCGGCUCCAGUAUCAGUCCCUGCAUCAGGAAAUGACGCUUCAACGCUAAACGCUGAAAUCACCAAGCAAGGUGACUUGGUCCGCUCGCUUAAGGGGGCGAAGGCUGAAAAGGCUAAAGUUGACGAGGCAGUCAAAACCUUAUUGGAAUUGAAAAAUAAAUAUAAAGCAGCUACUGGUCAGGAUUGGAAACCAGGUGUAGUUGCGGCUCCAGUAGCAGCCCCUGCAUCAGGAAAUGACGCUUCAACGCUAAACACUGAGAUCACCAAACAAGGUGAUUUGGUCCGCUCGCUGAAGGCGGCGAAGGCUGACAAGUCCAAAGUUGACGAGGCAGUCAAAACCUUAUUGGAAUUGAAAAAUAAAUAUAAAGCAGCUACUGGUCAGGAUUGGAAACCAGGUGUUCUUCCGGCUCCAGCAUCAGGAAAUGAUGCUUCGACGCUAAAUACUGAGAUCACCAAGCAAGGUGACUUGGUCCGCUCCUUGAAGGCAGCAAAAGCUGAAAAGGCCAAAGUUGACGAGGCAGUGAAAACCUUAUUGGAAUUGAAAAAUAAAUAUAAAGCAGCUACUGGUCAGGAUUGGAAACCAGUCGCUACACCAGUUCCCGUUGUUACAUCAAAAUCGGACGAUCCAGCGAUGUUAGACCAAGAGAUCACUAAACAAGGCGACCUAGUUCGCUCCCUUAAAGCAAGCAAAGCUGAAAAGGCAAAAAUAGACGAGGCAGUUAAGGUUCUUCUAGAACUUAAGACCAAAUAUAAGGCAGCUUCCGGUCAGGAUUGGAAGCCAAGCGCAGCGCCGGUAGCGAAAGUUCAAAUGACUGACGACGCGAAAGUGGAUGAAGUUUUGUCGCAAAUAACGGCGCAGGGCGAUAAAGUGCGCAAACUAAAAUCAGAGAAGGCCGAAAAGGGUGUCGUUGAUGUUGAGGUGACCAAUCUAUUGAACCUUAAGGCACAGUACAAGGCUUUAACUGGCACUGAAUAUACACCUAAGGCAACACCGCCUCAAGAUUCGAAAAAGAAAAACGAUAAGAGUUCUGCUAAAGCACCAACAAAUCAGAACGGAGAACCUUCGACAGAAGUAAAGCAGCAGCCCAAGCCCAAGAAAGUGGAAAAGGCUCCAAAACCUCAGAAGCCGGUUAAAGAAGAGACGUCAACAGGUGUGAAGAAGAUCACUCGACUGGGACUGGAAGCUAGCAAGGAGACAGAUUUGCCAGAAUGGUACUCGCAGGUCAUCACCAAAUCGGAAAUGAUCGAUUACUAUGACAUAUCCGGCUGCUACAUCCUGCGGCCGUGGUCCUACAGCAUCUGGGACGUGAUCCGCAACUUCCUCAGUACGCACUUCAGGAAACUCGGCGUUAAAGACGGAUACUUCCCUAUAUUUGUAUCAAAGGCGGCGCUAGAACGUGAAAAGGACCACAUAGCGGACUUUGCGCCCGAAGUAGCUUGGGUGACACAUUCGGGCACGUCCGAACUAGCGGAACACAUCGCCAUCCGCCCCACGUCCGAAACCGUCAUGUACCCGGCCUAUGCGAAGUGGAUUCAGAGCCAUCGCGACCUGCCCUAUAAGCUCAACCAGUGGAACAAUGUUGUGCGAUGGGAGUUCAAGCAGCCGCAGCCAUUCCUCAGAACUCGCGAGUUCUUAUGGCAAGAGGGACACACAGCGUUCCGGACACAAGAGGAGGCUGCCGAGGAAGUACUACAAAUUUUGGAUCUAUACGCACGCGUGUACGAGGAAUUGUUGGCCGUACCGGUCAUAAAGGGCCGUAAGACAGAGAAGGAAAAGUUCGCCGGUGGAGACUACACCACCACUGUGGAAGCGUACAUACCGGCCAGUGGAAGAGGAAUACAGGGUGCGACGAGUCACCAUCUAGGACAGAAUUUCUCGAAAAUGUUCGAGAUAGUUUACGACGAUGCCGAGACUCAAGAGAAAAACUACGUUUACCAAAACUCUUGGGGCCUAACUACGAGGACCAUAGGCGUCAUGGUCUUGGUUCACGGGGACGACCGUGGACUGGUGCUACCUCCGAGGGUCGCAGAAAUCCAAGCCAUAGUGGUUCCGUGUGGAAUUACCGCCUCCAGUACUGCUGAAGAGCGCAAGAGCCUCAUCGACUCGUGUAAACAACUCGUUGAUGAGUUGAUGAGUGCGGGCAUCCGGGCUGAAGGCGACUACAGGGACAACUACUCGCCGGGCUGGAAGUUCAACCAUUGGGAGCUCAAGGGUGUUCCAAUCCGGGUGGAACUGGGUCCCAAAGACAUGGCGCGAGGCGAAGUAGUAGCCGUGCAGCGCCUCGAUGGCGAUAAGAUGACCCUCAAGCGGACGGAGACGCCCAACAAGCUGCUGGCGCUAAUGGACCAGAUCCACGACGCUAUGCUGGCUAAGGCGACUGCGGAGCGCGACGCGCGCGUGUCGCUGGUGACGCAGUGGGACGACUUCGUCGGCGCUCUGGAGCAGAAGCACAUGCUGCUGGCACCGUUCUGCGGACUCACGCCGUGCGAGGACAGCAUCAAAAAUGAUAGCGCCAGGACUGAUGAUGAUCCUACAUCGGAAGUCAAAGGGCCAGCGAUGGGUGCCAAGUCCCUGUGCAUCCCCUUCACCCCGCCGCGUCAACUCACCGACGGCGAUCGCUGCAUCCACCCGGCUUGCAGGAACAAACCUAAAUUCAUCACCCUCUUUGGACGAAGCUACUAGAAGGAAUUUACUUACAGAUUUUUUCUUACGAAAAAUAAUAAAUUAUUGAUUUCUA
This is a messenger RNA of Maniola jurtina (meadow brown), 5215 nucleotides long. It is a transcript of the gene GluProRS, whose product is annotated as bifunctional glutamate/proline--tRNA ligase. The coding region runs from base 103 to 5160 and encodes 1685 amino acids. Gene Ontology annotation, molecular function: glutamate-tRNA ligase activity; ATP binding; proline-tRNA ligase activity. Gene Ontology annotation, biological process: translation; prolyl-tRNA aminoacylation; glutamyl-tRNA aminoacylation. NCBI's taxonomy places the organism in Eukaryota, Metazoa, Arthropoda, Insecta, Lepidoptera, Nymphalidae. The transcript has 31 exons. The record is from RefSeq and is a predicted model, not a curated record. Gene Ontology annotation, cellular component: cytoplasm; aminoacyl-tRNA synthetase multienzyme complex.